This is a messenger RNA of Epinephelus fuscoguttatus (brown-marbled grouper), 2113 nucleotides long. Its product is annotated as zinc finger protein GLIS2-like. Gene Ontology annotation, molecular function: DNA-binding transcription factor activity, RNA polymerase II-specific; RNA polymerase II cis-regulatory region sequence-specific DNA binding. Gene Ontology annotation, cellular component: nucleus. NCBI's taxonomy places the organism in Eukaryota, Metazoa, Chordata, Actinopteri, Perciformes, Serranidae. The transcript has 7 exons. The coding region runs from base 501 to 1973 and encodes 490 amino acids. The record is from RefSeq and is a predicted model, not a curated record. Gene Ontology annotation, biological process: smoothened signaling pathway; regulation of transcription by RNA polymerase II.
UCCCUCUUCGCCGCCGCUGGAAGCUCAGUUGACCAGCGUCGCAACUGGGCGAUGCGCCUCCAAGCAGAUCCUCUACCUUCCUGGAUUUGACAUUCCCAUCGCUGCCUGCAUCCUCACAUCUGAGUGACAUUCAGCUGUCAGUGAUUUCCUCAGCUUGCGUCAGUCUAAUUUUGACAGAAAACUAUUCACAAGACAAGGUUUUCGGCUGUAUAUCCGAAAACUGACCACUCGCAACAGGCAUUUUAUUCCCUCUUGAACGAUCCCCUGUGGGAGGAUUUGCUUUCAAAAUAUUUUAAUUUGAAACCAGCCAGAGACAGCUGAUAACUUGAUCGGAGAUGGUUCAGGAAACGCCGGACAAACUCGCUUGAUUUGGGUGAUUUUUGUCCUCAGUUUGUGUCUAUUGGAGGCUCGAAAGCAUCUUCAGACAGACCGCAGGGAGCAGAGGAGGCUGUUACACCGUCUACAGGCUGUUGUAAGGUGGGCAGGAGCAACCAGCAGCCAUGCUGUCAUUGGACGAGCCGCUGGACUUGAAGCUUCCCUCAGGACGGACAGAUGGUCCACUCAGAUUAGGAAAGAGGGCUUGUCCCUCCUCUAUCUGCGCCCCUCUCAGCGUCACACGACCACGUCUGCUGUGCACAACCUUUCCGUCUCCACCCUCCUCCCCAGAGUCCCAGACUUCCCCUCAAGAGCGACCCGGGUCCUGCUUCAGUCCUCCAGCCAUGGACCUCAGCCUGUCACCCUCCUCCCGCCAUGCCUCCUCCCUCUCCCCGUCUCCUUCCUCCCCUUCCUCCCCCUUCCCCUCCUCCCCCCUGGAGUCCCCUCACAGCAGCAGAAGCCCUCAGCCACAUCUCUUCUCACGGGAACCAGCUCGUCAUCCAGGUCUGGAGGGCGGCGCUUCACCAAAGGGUUAUCCAUUUUAUCUGCCGAUUGGCAGCCCACCGAGGGCGUACAGCUUUCCCUCCUCUAUCUUCAUCAGUCCGAACAGAGAGAAGCAAGUUUCACCAGAGCCCUCAUUGGACGGUCAGCUGGCCUGCCGUUGGAUGAAGUGCCACCUGCUGUUCGACUCGCUGCAGGACUUGGUGGAUCACAUCAACGACUUCCACGUCAAGCCUGACAAGGACUCUGGAUACUGCUGUCAGUGGGAGGGCUGUGCUCGAAACGGCAGGGGCUUUAAUGCCAGGUAUAAAAUGCUGAUUCAUAUCCGCACACACACCAAUGAGAAGCCGCACCAUUGUCCCACCUGUAACAAGAGCUUCUCACGACUGGAGAACCUGAAGAUACACACCCGCUCACACACAGGAGAAAAACCCUACAUCUGCCCCUAUGAAGGCUGCAGCAAACGCUACUCCAACUCUAGCGACCGCUUCAAACACACCCGCACCCACUACGUUGACAAGCCAUACUACUGCAAGAUGGCAGGCUGCCUGAAGCGCUACACAGAUCCCAGCUCGUUACGUAAGCACAUCAAAGCCCAUGGGCACUUUGUUGCCCAGGAGCACGGUGCUCCGAGCAGGCUGGGGGCGGGGCUAGGCCUCGCCGGGCACCAGAGUGCAGCUGAGCAGCCCUCCGUAGGCGGGGCCCACAUCCUCAUCCCUGGGGCUGCUGCAGCUCUUCUUGGAGGCCUGGGGACCUCUUUGCCUCUCUCUGCUUUCUGCCACGCCAGAGCCCUGGGCCACCACAGGGCACCUCUCUUCUCCAUGGGCGGAGGGAGCGGCAUGGGGCCGCUCAGCCUCUCAGACUCUCCUCUGCUACACUUUGGACUUUCAGCUGCAUCAGUGUUGGGGCUGGGAGCACUUGGAGGUCUGGGACGGAUGGCAGGGAAGGAGACAGAAGGCGAAGAGGAGGAGGAGGACGGAGAGGAGGGGGAGGUGCUGAACCUGUCUGCAGGAGUGGGGCACAGACGAAGUGACCCUUUGUCCUGGGUGGUUGUUCCCCCGAGGGCACUCCUCCUCAAACCAGCUGUUGUCAGCUAAGGUGUGCACUCAGCGAUGCAUAGAACCAGGGAGUGUGUGUUUUUCUGUGUCCAUGGUUACACACAUGUAUGUCUGUCUGUGUCCAUUCACAGGCAUACGUGCAUGUGUAUGAUGAGUGUGUGUGUGUGUGUGUGUGUGUG